Messenger RNA from Leguminivora glycinivorella, 2487 nucleotides. RefSeq names its product heterogeneous nuclear ribonucleoprotein R-like. The record is from RefSeq and is a predicted model, not a curated record. Gene Ontology annotation, molecular function: mRNA binding. Gene Ontology annotation, cellular component: ribonucleoprotein complex; nucleus. The transcript has 12 exons. Lineage: Eukaryota; Metazoa; Arthropoda; Insecta; Lepidoptera; Tortricidae. Bases 217 to 1575 code for a protein of 452 amino acids.
AAAAGCCGUGCCGGCGUCCAGGGCGCGCCCGCGUUAGCCCCGGCCGUCCCGGUCAAGGGGCCCGACGAAGAGAAGAUCAAACACAUCCUAGCCAGGACUGGGUACACUUUAGACGUGACCACAGGUCAGCGCAAGUACGGCGGGCCGCCGCCCGGCUGGGAGGGCGGGACGCCGGGCGCGGGCUGCGAGGUGUUCUGCGGCAAGAUCCCCAAGGACAUGUACGAGGACGAGCUCAUCCCGCUGUUCGAGCGCUGCGGCGCCAUCUGGGACCUGCGCCUCAUGAUGGACCCCAUGACCGGCACCAACCGCGGCUACGCCUUCGUCACCUUCACGUCGCGCGAGGCCACGCAGCGCGCCGUGCAGGAGCUCGAUAAUCACGAAAUAAAACCUGGGAAGACUCUGAGAAUUAAGGUUAGCGUACCGAAUCUGCGACUUUUCGUCGGCAACAUUCCCAAGUCUAAAGGCAAAGAGGAGAUUCUGGAAGAGUUUGGUAAAUUAACAGCGGGACUCGUGGAAGUUAUUAUAUAUAGUUCGCCGGAUGAUAAGAAGAAAAAUAGAGGAUUUUGUUUUUUGGAAUACGAGUCUCACAAAGCGGCGUCCCUAGCUAAACGUAGACUGGGCACUGGUAGAAUAAAGGUAUGGGGCUGUGAUAUUAUAGUGGAUUGGGCCGACCCUCAAGAGGAGCCUGAUGAGCAAACUAUGAGUAAAGUGAAAGUGUUAUACGUUCGGAACCUGACGCAAGAAAUAACGGAGGAGGCGCUGAAGGAGCAAUUCGAGAGGUUUGGAGCCGUAGAACGUGUUAAGAAGAUCAAGGAUUAUGCUUUCGUGCACUUCGAGGAACGCGACUGCGCGGUUAAGGCGAUGCAAGAAUUGGACGGCAAGGAAUUCGGCGGCGCGCGGCUCGAGGUAUCGCUGGCCAAGCCUCCCUCCGACAAGAAGAAGAAAGAGGAAAUACUGCGCGCGCGCGAACGCCGCAUGAUGCAGAUGAUACACGGCCGCGGCGGCUGCUCCCCGGUGCACGGCGCGCUGCGCGGCCGCACGCCGCAGCCGCAGCCGCGCCCGCCCUGCGCCCGCGGCGACUACGAUUAUGAUUACGACUAUUACGGGUACGGUGAUUACCGAGGUGGCUACAAUGAGCCAUUUUACCGGUACGAUGAGUUCUAUUUUGAUUACGCGGGGCCACCGCAACCGUCCGCCCUACGCCAGCCUCCCAACAGAGCGCAACCGGACGACGAGCUCGGGCUCGGGCCCAACUCGCUUUACUACGAUCUGACCGGAGGCAUUCAGGGGGCUGGGUCAUGUGGGACGGGCGGGCGAUGGGCGCGGCGCGGGCCGGCGGGCGCGGCUGGGCCCCGUGGUGGUGCCCGGCGCGGCGCGCGUGGCCGGCACACGCCCAGCGCCACCCGUGGCAACCCGCGCGCCAAGCCAAGUUUACCAGGUAAACGUAAAUUGGACGGGGGUCACCAGAACCAAGGGGGGGAGACGAAACGCCGGCUGGGCGCAGCGGCGGCGGCGGCGUGCGGCUGGGGCGCGCCGCUGGCGCAGCAACCGCUGCCGCCCGCCGAGCUGAGCUAGACGAGCGUCGCCGCCGCGUCCGCGUUGCGUCGCCGCCGCGUCACGUCGCCUCCCGCCGCCGCACGGCGCGCGAGCCCCUGUCCUGGAGACACUACAAGCUGCGCAGGGGAGCCCUCGUUCGCCACCGCUAGCACGGUUCAUGGUUACGUUUACGUUACGUUUACGCCGAUCCUACCCCUCCGUGACGGCGGGAUCGAUCUACUUUUUCUUUAUAUAUGUGUUUUUUUUAUUUGAUUUCACGUUUUCAAUUUUGUAUCGCGACGAUUCCGUAAAAAAAUCUUAAAGUAGGACGUUAUGAAAUGUUUCGAAUAUAAGUUUCCCGUUAUGCUUACGUUUUCAAGUAUCGUAUUAGCCGUAUAUGUUUAAUAUAUACUAUAUUGUAAGCGGCGCGGCCGCGGUUGCCUGUUUGCGGUCGCGCCUGGGUCUCGACCCGACGACUGUCUGUUUUUUUUAAUACAUGUUAUUCAAUAUAUUUUAUUUCUGCGAACGCAUUUUGCGAUGUGAUGUGUAUUUUAGCAGUAAUUAUUAUAUUAUAAGGAGUUUGACUGUUGUUUUUUGACAUACUUACAACUUAGGAUACUUGCGAAUGAACUAUUGAAAUGAACUUGAAUGAAACUACACGAAGACACUCCUAGCAAUUACGGCUAAAAUAGUAAAACCCUGUAAUCGAUAACAUUUCCCAACUGUGUUCCUGCUUUAGUUUUUUGCUUUAUUUUACAUAUUUCCCUUAAAUACAUUAGUGUGAGGAAGUAGUAUUGUAAAAGUUCAGGAUUCUCUAAUCUUUAUUGCUGUACUAAUUUAUAUUUCGACCACAUAGCAUAUCCGUACUGUUAGAACUCUGACUUAUAUCAAUCUUGUAUCAGUUUAAUAUGUGGAAUAAAUUUGCAAAACUGUGUUUGCCUUAUUAAAUAA